UAGGAUUGCCGUUUCGUGGUCAUGAUGAGAGCAUAUCAUCUACAAAUAGAGGUAUAUUUCUUGAACUUUUGCAAUGGUAUGGAGCCAUGAAUCAGGAAGUUGGAAGCAUUAUAUUACAAAAUGCUCCAAAAAAUGAAAUGAUGUGUUGUCCAAAAAUUCAAAAAGAUAUUGUUGAUGCUUGUGCAAAAGAAACAAUCAAAGCUAUUAUUGAAGACCUGGAUGGUGAUUAUUUCGGAAUACUGGUUGAUGAAUCGAAGGAUAUAUCACACAAGGAGCAAAUGGCACUUGUUCUACGAUAUGUUGACAAAAAAGGUGAAGUGAUAGAGCGAUUUGUUGGUAUUGUCCAUGUUAAUGAUACAUUUGCACGAUCAAUGAAGGAAACAAUCUAUUCUUUUCUUUCGGAUCACUCAUUAAGUCCAUCCCAAAUACGUGGACAAGGUUAUGAUGGUGCUAGUAACAUGCAAGGAGAACUAAAUGGUCUUAAAAGUUUAAUUUUGCGUGAUACUCCAUCUGCAUAUUCCACCCAUUGUUUUGCUCACCAAUUGCAGUUGACACGUGUGGCUCUUGCGAAGAAAAAUAUAGAUGUGGAUGAUUUUUUUUGUAUAGUUACUAAUGUAUUGAAUAUUGUUGGAGCAUCUUAUAAGCGCAGGGAUUUGCUCAGACAACAUCAAGCUGCAAAGUUAGAAGAGUUGCUCAUUUCUGGUGAAGUGCACACAGGACGGGGACUAAAUCAAGAAUGUGGGCUUCAACGACCAGAAGAUGGAUCAAGAUAUUGUCAAUGCUAUGGGGCUGCUCAAUACUGCAAAGCAAGAAUUGCAAAUGAUGAGGGAUAGGGGAUGGAAAUCAUUACUCGAUGAUGCCUUUUCUUUUUGUAAUAACCAUGAGAUAUUUAUUCCGAAGAUGAAUGCUAACUACAUUCCUGGGAAGUCGAAACGUAGAGCUCUUGAUGUUACAUAUUCUCAUCAUUUUCGUGUUGGAAUUUUUUAUCCUGUUAUUGAUUUGCUGCUUCAGGAGCUUAAUAAUCGUUUCGACACUGUUAGUACUGAUUUACUUCUUGGUAUGGCUUGUUUACAUCCAGCUAAGUCAUUUGGUAAUUUUGAUAAGAAAAAGGUAAUGAGGUUGGCUGAAUAUUAUCCGAAUGAGUUUGAUAGCAACAAGCUUCGAGAUCUCAGUUGCCAACUUGAUAAUUUCAUAGUGUAUGUUCGAGGUUCUGAUAAGAGAUUUUUCAAUAAGAAGGGUAUUACUGAUCUUGCUAAAGUACUGGUUCAAUCAGAAUUGCAUCAGACCUGGCCACUUGUUUAUUUGCUUAUCAAGUUGACUCUUAUUCUUCCAGUUGCUACUGCUUCUGUGGAACGAGCUUUCUCAUCGAUGAAGUAUAUCAAAAAUGAACUCCGCAGCAGUAUGAGUGAUGAAUUUUUAAAUGGUUGUUUAGUCUGCUAUGUAGAGCGUGGGAUAUUUGCAACUAUAAGUAAUGAUGCUAUUAUUCAUCAUUUUCAGAAAAUGAAAAGUCGUCGAGCGCAGUUGUGAUUUGUGACUGCAGGUCUUUUUUUUGGAUCAUACUUGAGACUAAGUCUUUUUUUUUUUGGGAUCGGACUUGUGACUUCUGACUAGAAGUCUUUUUUUUUAUCAGACUUGAGACUAAGUCUUUUUUUUUUGGAUCGGACUUGUGACUACUGACUAGAAGUCUUUCUUUUGUAUGAAACUUGUGAUUAAAAGCCUCUUUUGGUAAUGAUAAUAUUAGUUGCAGUUUUCUUUUAGUGUUGCAUUCAAAUAGUUGUGCAUUUAUAUUAUGUCAUCGUUAGCAACUCAUGUUAAAGAAAAUGAGGCACCCACGACCCUGAAAUCCUGGG
Molecule: messenger RNA, 1850 nt
Organism: Lycium barbarum (goji berry)
Lineage: Eukaryota; Viridiplantae; Streptophyta; Magnoliopsida; Solanales; Solanaceae
Exons: 2
Coding region: 87-833 (248 amino acids)
Molecular function (GO): protein dimerization activity
Source: RefSeq, a predicted model, not a curated record